AUGGUUAGAGUCAUUAACCUCUCGUUUUAUCCCCCAGGUGCUGUUGCCGUGACGAACCGGCCCCACAUCUACUACUGCCGCUCGCCCAACAUGGAGGUCUUCACCUGCUGGUGGCAUCCCCUUGACAACAACUCCGAGAGUGACGACAACAUCACCUACAGCCUCACCUACUCCUUAGAAAAGGGGCCGAGGCGUGAGUGUCCAGACUAUGUAACGGGCGGCCCCAACAGUUGUCACUUUGACAGCGGCCACACAUCCAUCUGGACCAGAUACUGCAUGAACGUGAUGGCCAGGACCUCCCACGGAGUGUUCAGCUCCAAGGACCACUGUCUGGACGUGGCUGAUAUAGUGGAGACAGAGGCUCCGGUUAACUUGACCUACACCCUGUUGAACGAGACGGAGGAGGAAGCUGGCCGCACCGCCAUGGUGUCCUGGGUUUACCCCAAUCCCUCCCACAUCCAAUACGGUUGGAUCACCCUGGUCUUCGAGCUGCAGUACCGACGCAUCGCCGAGCCCAACAACUGGAAGGUGAAGGGCUUGCUGAGAGAGCCUUGUCUGGAGCUGCUGGAUCUGCCGGUAGGAGAGUACAUUGUCAGGGUGAGAUGCCGUUCCCGCAACAACGGCCUCUGGAGCAAGUGGAGCACCCCUGUCCUACUCUGCGUCCCAGUCAAAUCUACCCCCGGUGCUGUUGCCGUGACGAACCGGCCCCACAUCUACUACUGCCGCUCGCCCAACAUGGAGGUCUUCACCUGCUGGUGGCAUCCCCUUGACAACAACUCCGAGAGUGACGACAACGUCACCUACAGCCUCACCUACUCCUUAGAAAAGGGGCCGAGGCGUGAGUGUCCAGACUAUGUAACGGGCGGCCCCAACAGUUGUCACUUUGACAGCGGCCACACAUCCAUCUGGACCAUAUACUGCAUGAACGUGAUGGCCAGGACCUCCCACGGAGUGUUCAGCUCCAAGGACCACUGUCUGGACGUGGCUGAUAUAGUGGAGACAGAGGCUCCGGUUAACUUGACCUACACCCUGUUGAACGAGACGGAGGAGGAAGCUGGCCGCACCGCCAUGGUGUCCUGGGUUUACCCCAAUCCCUCCCACAUCCAGUACGGUUGGAUCACCCUGGUCUUCGAGCUGCAGUACCGACGCAUCGCCGAGCCCAACAACUGGAAGGUGAAGGGCUUGCUGAGAGAGCCUUGGCUGGAGCUGCUGGAUCUGCCGGUAGGAGAGUACAUUGUCAGGGUGAGAUGCCGUUCCCGCAACAACGGCCUCUGGAGCAAGUGGAGCACCCCUGUCCUACUCUGCGUCCCAGUCAAAUCUACCUCCGAUAAGCUGCUGGCUCUGCUUUUGGUGACCGGUGUUGGGGUCAUGUUGUUGCUAGUCAUCGGCUUUGGAAUUAUCCUACAGGGCAAGAGGAUAAAAGCAUUCCUUCUGCCUCCAAUUCCCAAACCACGCAUCAGAGGCAUCAAUCCCCUGCUUCUGAAGAAAGGGGGCUUUGAUGAGAUCAACCGUCAUUUCAUCUCCUUCCAUGGCUAUAAGCCCCCAAGCUACAGCGAGGAGGAGGUCUGGGACUCUGUCAGCAUGGACAACAACCAGUCUCUCCAGGCUCCCCUGGGGAUCCUAGCAGUCCGGAAGGAGGAUUAUGAUAUGGCCAUCCACAGCCAACUACUGGUCCAGACCACCUCCAGCCACGCCCCUUAUACCCCAGUCCCCGCCUCUUACAACCCAGUCCCCGCCCAUUACUGUCAGGCUCCAGUGGAAGCCUUCCCGACCCCGUGGGAAUGGCCAACAGCAAACCCCGACCAGUCAGAGCUUCUGGUCUUCCCGGGCACUGACUACAGCAUGAUGGUGGAUCCCAACCCUGUCCCGCCUCCGGACCAGCAGGCCCCACCCCCAUCAUCCACCCAGGGCUUCUACACGUGCGUGAACAUGCUGGGUGACAACGGACAAGUGCAUCUGGUGCCCUGCCUGCCCAACCACCUAAAACACAGCCCCUACGUACAGCUGGAGGAGGAGCUAGAUGAAGGAGGGCUGGAGAAGAGCAGCCAGUUAGAUGACUACCUGGCUAAGAAGAUGGAGGCAGUAGCCAACGGGAGUGCUCCGGGAGAGACAGUGGUAGAGACAGAGGUGGAGACAGAGAGUGUGGAGCAGAGUGAAGUGGCUGUGCCUUUACUGCCUGGAACCACUGGCACACAGGGCAACAUGGUGUGACCAGUUAGCACAUAUUCUCACUCACUCACACACACAUACACACACACACACACACACAGCAACAGGAAUUACUCCAGGCUAAAAUGAGGAUGUUAACUCAUGGAUGGACCUUUUUAUAUACAGUACCUCCUUAAUAUAGUAACAUAAUGAUGUGUUUUUGUGAGUGCACCGGCCUGGGACAUGAGUCCUUUGUGUCUACCCCCCUCCCCCCCCCCCUUGCCUGCCAAAUGACAGUGACACUGCUGGACAGACACUGCUGCCACCUCUAUUCACUGCUGAUAUGGCAGGGACCAUGUUCUGACUACAUUCUCUCUGCGGGGAAUCAGAGAUGCAGCAUUUGACUGUGAGGUUUUCUUUCAGAGCAGAGCCGAGGUCGGGAUACAAGAUGGAUUCCUUUUGACGCAGAAAAUCUGACAAGAUGAAAAAAAACAUAAACUUGCAAAGUGUCUUGAACAAUAACAAUAGAUUCUCUGUAGAACUGCAACUGUUGUUGUGUGGACUGAGUCACUGAAAGGUCAAUAUACUCACCUGUUCUUCGGUCCAAUCUUGUUAGAUAAUAAUGCCUGCGAACUCUCUUGUUGUUGGAUGUAUGUAUAAUUAAUGACCAACCACUCUGUGAAAGAUGCUUCGAUUUUUAACAGUCAGGUUUUAGGGCUCUGUGAAAAGUUUGACGAAUGCAAGAAUAGCAGUUGUACUUCACUGAGACCAGUCAUAGCCGUUCUGAGGCCCUGGCAGAAGUUAGCCUGCAUUUAGAGAACAGUGGAGCACACCAAAGAUCUGAACACCCAGACCAAGAGAGCAGUACACUUCUUCAAAUAUAAAUGUAUUUUUAGAGAGAAAUUAUUGUAAUUAUUAGAAUGAAUGAAUUACAGAGGAAAUACGUUAAUAUAUCAAAUGCACUAUUGAUGAGAAAUAUAACGAGGCAAUGUUAUAAUAAUAAUAAUAAUGAUAACAGUAAAGUACACUUAGAAAGUGAACUGUCUGGGUUCAAUCCAUGAACUAAAUCCCAGAUUUAACUGUAUGCUUCAUACUCAGGAACACAAACAUGCAGUAGGAAGUCAACCCAGUAAAGGCGCAAUCUACUUUCAGUCCCGUGUGACGGCACAACCAAGCAUACAGUAGGAAGUCAACCCAGUAAAGGUGCAAUCUACUUUCAGUCCCGUGUGACGGCACAACCAAGCAUACAGUAGGAAGUCAACCCAGUACAGGUGCAAUCUACUUUCAGUCCCGUGUGACGGCACAACCAAGCAUAAAGUAGGAAGUCAACCCAGUAAAGGUGCAAUCUACUUUCAGUCCCGUGUGACGGCACAACCAAGCAUACAGUAGGAAGUCAACCCAGUAAAGGUGCAAUCUACUUUCAGUCCCGUGUGACGGCACAACCAAGCAUACAGUAGGAAGUCAACCCAGUACAGGUGCAAUCUACUUUCAGUCCCGUGUGACGGCACAACCAAGCAUACAGUAGGAAGUCAACCCAGUAAAGGUGCAAUCUACUUUCAGUCCCGUGUGACGGCACAACCAAGCAUACAGUAGGAAGUCAACCCAGUACAGGUGCAAUCUACUUUCAGUCCCGUGUGACGGCACAACCAAGCAUACAGUAGGAAGUCAACCCAGUAAAGGUGCAAUCUACUUUCAGUCCCGUGUGACGGCACAACCAAGCAUACAGUAGGAAGUCAACCCAGUACAGGUGCAAUCUACUUUCAGUCCCGUGUGACGGCACAACCAAGCAUACAGUAGGAAGUCAACCCAGUACAGGUGCAAUCUACUUUCAGUCUCGUGUGACGGCACAACCAAGCAUACAGUAGGAAGUCAACCCAGUAAAGGUGCAAUCUACUGUCAGUCCCGUGUGACGGCACAACCAAGCAUACAGUAG
Oncorhynchus tshawytscha (Chinook salmon) is the source of this 4081-nucleotide messenger RNA. RefSeq names its product prolactin receptor-like. Gene Ontology annotation, biological process: cytokine-mediated signaling pathway. Gene Ontology annotation, molecular function: cytokine receptor activity; protein binding. Bases 1 to 2211 code for a protein of 736 amino acids. Gene Ontology annotation, cellular component: external side of plasma membrane. The transcript has 11 exons. Lineage: Eukaryota; Metazoa; Chordata; Actinopteri; Salmoniformes; Salmonidae. The record is from RefSeq and is a predicted model, not a curated record.